Aspergillus pseudonomiae is the source of this 1097-nucleotide messenger RNA. Its product is annotated as putative RING finger protein. The transcript is spliced from 2 exons. Bases 263 to 970 code for a protein of 235 amino acids. The record is from RefSeq and is a predicted model, not a curated record. Lineage: Eukaryota; Fungi; Ascomycota; Eurotiomycetes; Eurotiales; Aspergillaceae.
CGGAACCAACGAGUCAUGAUCUGGUAAGUCUGCGGGGUUGGCCCGUUGACACCACCAGCUCGUAUCUUUGUUUAAUAUACAUGUCAUUAGCUCAUGCGGUGAGUUUCCUUUUUCUCCACAGCUGCCAGGCCUUAUAAGACUACAAGAAACAGAAAACUAUCCUUCAGGUGAUACAAUAAACUCCCAUGCGUAUGAAGCUAUUUCAUUGAUGUAACUCUCGUACCCUCUCUGUCCAACUGAUGACGGUUGCGUCAUAUCUACCAUGGGAGAGUCUCCCCCGGCUUUAGGAUAUCUUGCGCCAAUUGGCGCCGGUAUUCUAGUGAUCAGUGUCUGGCUCGUCAUUGGAUUAAGGUACCGCCAUUAUAGAAGAAACCAACGGAACUCUCACUUCCUGGAUCUGGAGAGCAUUCCAUUUCGAAGAGGUCACUCGGUCAUAUCCAGUGGCGACGUCGACAAGCAGUUCCCGCAGAUGAAAUACAGCGACUGGUGGGCGGGCCAAAGUCGAAAAGGUAGUAUCGCGAAAGAAACUAUUGGGUCGCUGGGUUCGGUAUCAAAAGACGCCAAAGGCAAUGAGACAGAUAUUCUCGCUCCUGAAGCACAUGCCCAGAAGACAGAUUCUACUGAGAACACUCAAUCAGACAAGGCACAAGAGCAUUUUUGUGACUCGGGGAAUGCUUGUGAGCAUGGCAGCGAUGAUGCAGCCAGCGAGUCGGGUUGUUUAUGUGCCAUUUGCAUGGACUCGAUUGAGGGUGAAACCUAUAUUCGGCCUCUGACAUGCGGGCACAUUUUCCACUCUUCCUGCGUGGACCCGUGGCUCACUAGACGACGUGCAAGCUGCCCUCUGUGUAAUAAGAGCUUCGGUGACCAUGGAGCAAGGGAUACAGAGGAAACGGAUGCACCACCAUUCCCCUUUCUUGCCGUUCCAAGGGCAGCAAUGAUCAGAAGUGACGUUUUUCCCAGGACAAUCUGAGGCGAUAUCUAUUUCGAUGCAUCGUUAAUGUGCUCAAAGGUUACGAGUCUCCCGCUCGGCCUAAGGCCAAAGCUGGCAAUCUAGAUGUUGUGAAGUUUGGCCCCGAGAAGUCCACCCACGAGGCCCG